AUGGGCAAAAGUAUAGCAUCAAUUGGGACAGCUGGGGGCUCUCAUGUAUCAAAUACCUCUUCCUUCCAGCCGGCCAAUACUCGUGGCUUCUCUUCGCCUACAGUGGCCCGAGAGAAGCGACAAAAGUUUGAUCGGGACGUCAUUGUGUCUGUCCUAGAGUCCACAGCCACAAGGCGAGAUGCCAAGGGCUACCUCCAAAAAUAUGCAGCACCAAAGCCUACUCCUCCAGUAUCAGCAUCGUCGACGCAAGUUGAGCAUCAGCUCAAACCUCCCGCAAGGCAACUCCAAGCUCAGCCGCCAUUCAACGUCGCCAUUGUUGUCUUACGGAAUCCCCAAAAGCUUCAAGCAGACACAAUCAAAGGAAUAGCCAAGACUCUAACGCAGCUUCGGGCUCUUGGUCUGAUGAGCGUCGUUGUUGUGGACUGUGACAUGGACGAGAGCCGUUUCACUUUUCAACAUGAAGCUCUGAGGCUUUGCGAAGCCGUUGAUUCCUUUGGCAAACAUGGCUCCAGAUUGAUCGAAAACGUACUUGUCGGUACUUCGCACUUUCAAAGCGCCACCCCUUCUCCAUUCUGGGAUGAUAUACAGGUCCAAGACUAUGGUAUCCUGAACCGCGCGCUUCAACAUAACAUGAUAACAGUCAUUCCAUCUCUUGCGCGGAACAAUGAGACCAUGUCCCCUGCGCCUGCUGAUGUUCAGAGAACCGUUCUUGCAUUGACGAGAUACUUCACGGGACUACAGUUUGAUGAUGAUUCAAGCAACAGCCAAGGUGGAGGCUAUGGACGAGCUAAUGAGCCCCUUGCUUCCGUCGAAAGAGUCAUUAUCCUCGAUCAGUUCGGAGGCAUUCCCAUGAUUGGUCGUCCUGAUGUUUACCACAGAUUCAUCAAUCUUGAACAAGAGUACAACAUACUCCUUGAUGAACUGGACGGCGGCGGUGAUGGCUCAUCGGAGGCAGAAAAAGGCAGACGCAAUGGUGGAACUUCUGCUGCCCACGCAAGAAACCUCAAGCUAGCAAAGGACACCCUAUCUCUCUUACCCGAGACGGCUUCUGUUCUUAUAACUUCUCCGUUCGCCGCAUCCAAUACGUCGUCGGCCUCUUCAGGGCUUCCUACUACGCGAGACAGCAAAUACCAGUUUGGUUUUGACGGCAUGGUCACCACUCGCAGAAAACAAAAUCCUCUCCUCCAUAAUCUCCUUACCGAUAAACCAGUAUACUCUCCCUCGUUGCCAUUUCAACGCAUCCAGUCUCCCGGACUGGCAUUUUCAAAUACAGGAGAGUCAAUUAGUGCAACUCUCGUCAAGCGAGGCAUGCCGUUGACAAUCUACCCCGACCCGAGAAUCUCUCCGUGGAAACCAGCGGCGCCCGGAGAGCGCGGCCCGCAGCUCACUGAUAAAUCCAUUGAUCUACCCCGGCUCGUCACUCUAAUUGAGGAUUCUUUUGGUCGCAAGCUGGACGUCAAAGACUACUUGCGACGAACAAAUGAGAACUUGGCAGGAGUGAUUAUUGCGGGAGAAUACGAAGGAUGUGCUAUUCUGACCUGGGAGAGGCCGAAAAGUAUUGAUCCUCGAACGGCCUAUGACGAGGGACGCUACGUCCCGUAUCUCGACAAGUUCGCUGUUCUUCGGAGCCGUCAAGGCAGUGGUGGAGUUGCUGACAUUGUGUUCAACGCCAUGGUCCGCGACUGUUUCCCCGACGGCGUGAUUUGGAGGAGCAGGAAAGACAACCCCGUCAACAAGUGGUAUUUUGAGCGGUCGGUGGGCACCAGUAAGCUGUCCGAUUGCAACUGGGCCAUGUUUUGGACCACGCUGGAGCUGAGCAGCAAGAGUCCACAACUCAAAGACUACGAGGAAGUGUGUAGAGAAAUUAUGCCAUCCUGGGCAGACAAUAUUCAGAAGCUAGAAUAG
Molecule: messenger RNA, 1905 nt
Organism: Trichoderma atroviride IMI 206040
Lineage: Eukaryota; Fungi; Ascomycota; Sordariomycetes; Hypocreales; Hypocreaceae
Biological process (GO): L-arginine biosynthetic process; L-ornithine biosynthetic process
Cellular component (GO): mitochondrial matrix
Molecular function (GO): L-glutamate N-acetyltransferase activity, acting on acetyl-CoA as donor
Source: RefSeq, a predicted model, not a curated record